Tuber melanosporum (Perigord truffle) is the source of this 1847-nucleotide messenger RNA. RefSeq lists its product as uncharacterized. The coding region runs from base 724 to 1749 and encodes 341 amino acids. NCBI's taxonomy places the organism in Eukaryota, Fungi, Ascomycota, Pezizomycetes, Pezizales, Tuberaceae. The transcript is spliced from 7 exons. The record is from RefSeq and is a predicted model, not a curated record. Gene Ontology annotation, molecular function: oxidoreductase activity.
CCCGCAUCCCCACAUUUUGGUGCUUGGAUAAACACCUCUGAAAAAGAAGAACCCUCUCGAAGUCGGUUUACUAACCGGCAGCUUUUAUCGGAUAGGAGACUCUUGGAAAUACCUCGAUUUUCCAUAUUGAUACUAUCCUUCGGCUUCAAGUUCAUAAUUGCCCCACCUUACGGACCCUAACACAGUUCGCGAACGCCGUGGUGCUUGUAUUUCGGGCACAUAAGAGUGAUACAAGCAUCAGGCCUCACCCCCCCCCCCGUUCUGCGGGAAACCCGACCGUCUACAUGUAUCUCAAAUCCUCGGAAAAGCGGCGGGGCGGCCCCGCAACCUUGGAAACCACGCGAUUAAUAAUGUUGCCUUCCACCUUCACACCUAUCCCCUGUUUCGUCUAAUGAACAGUGGUACAACGGGACUGUGGUCAGCAUUUCUGGAGUGAAAUAUCGGGCAUUGAUCCUGUGGCACAAGAAAAUAUCCCCGAAUUUCAUUACGGUCGACAACCCUGGGUACCCAUGCGACUCUUCCCGGGGAAAUCAGAUCAUAUCAAGCACUGGUGCGAAGCAAAACCAGGAUACUUGUGCAGCCUCAUAAGGCUCGCCUUGUUCCGAGAGGGGAAACUAACACCAGGAAAAUACGAAAAACAUACUUAGCAGACAAGGCAUGAAGAAAUAAUAUAAACGUCUAACAGCUACGAUAUCCAGAAAACCUAACCCAAACCGAGUCGUUAUGCCACCCCGUGGUUCUUCCCCCGAAGAUUUGAAAUCCAUUUCGUCUUCGGUUCGGAGGCAAAUGUCAGGAUGGGUUCAUAAAGCCAAGCGCACCGUACACGAAAUGACUACUACCACUACCGCUAAAAGAAGCGAGUACGAUAAAGUCGUAAAACUCGAGAAAUCGAAUACAGUUCAAACAAACCUUUGGUAUCUGAAGCCUGGCUUCACCGCAAAGCCCACUUUCGUCAGCGUGACUGUCCCGGGAGUGUUCGAGUCGAGUAAUGUAGAGCACGAAGCAUACCCUCACGAGGUCACCGAUGUCCGAGGUCAUGAAAGGUUGUUCUCGUUGGACAAGAGCGGUUUCGAAUUCAUUCAUAACGCUGUACCCGAUGAGAUAAUCCAGCACAUUAGGAAUAACGAGGAUGAGGAAGUUGAAAGGAAAUAUUAUCCGAGAAUUGAGGAGCUGUUGAAAAAACAUACGGGUGCUGACAGAGUGUUUAUCUUCGACCAUACUGUACGCAAGAGGAUCCCGCAGUACCCAAGUGACGGUCGUGGACCGGUGGGAGCGAGGCAACCAGCAUUGCGAGUCCAUGUUGACCAAGCUCCAAGUGCUGGAGCCGGGAGAGUGAAGCGUCACCUUCCCGAUGAGGCAGAGAAGCUGCUGGAAGGUCGCGUGCAGAUUAUCAAUGUUUGGAGGCCGCUGGUUGGGCCGAUUGAAGACCACCCGCUUGCAGUAGCAGACUACCGCUCGGUUAACCCAGAGGACCUUAUCGCUUCAGACCUACUAUACCCCGGCCACACUGGGGAAACCUACAGCGUGUUGUAUAAUCCAGAGCACAGAUGGUAUUACAAGUCGAGACAGCAGAAUGACGAAGUUAUCCUAAUAAAGUGUUUUGACACCAAGACUGAUAGAGCCAGAGUAACACCGCAUACCGCGUUCAAGGAUCCUACGUCUCCGGAGAAUCCGAGGCUGAGAGAAAGUAUCGAAAUCCGGGCUCUAGUGUUCCACACCCAAGACAACGAUAGAGAGGGAUUCGCCUAAAGUACAGAUAUUGAGGCGGGGGCAGAAUGGCUUGUUGUUUACUAGAAAUCGCUUACGCUGAUAAAUUUAUUUAUACCGGAAUUCGGGUUUUCCCUUUA